Messenger RNA from Solanum pennellii, 1073 nucleotides. Its product is annotated as 40S ribosomal protein S8-like. The record is from RefSeq and is a predicted model, not a curated record. The coding region runs from base 155 to 823 and encodes 222 amino acids. Gene Ontology annotation, cellular component: cytosolic small ribosomal subunit; ribosome. Gene Ontology annotation, biological process: translation; maturation of SSU-rRNA from tricistronic rRNA transcript (SSU-rRNA, 5.8S rRNA, LSU-rRNA). NCBI's taxonomy places the organism in Eukaryota, Viridiplantae, Streptophyta, Magnoliopsida, Solanales, Solanaceae. The transcript is spliced from 5 exons. Gene Ontology annotation, molecular function: structural constituent of ribosome.
UAUGGCAAGGCAACGAAUGAGAAAAGAAUACUAAGGCCCAAGAUUGUAAGGCAGCAGUCAUAGUAAAAGUAGGGUUUUGGUGUGUUUCGUGCUUCCUACAAAGUGAAAGAGAAGUGGUGUCGUCUGCCUCUUCGCGGCUAAGCUUUCAGCAACCAUGGGUAUCUCACGAGACUCUAUGCACAAGAGGCGUGCCACUGGUGGCAAGAAGAAAGCGUGGAGGAAGAAGCGAAAGUAUGAACUUGGCCGCCAGCCUGCUAAUACUAAACUCUCAAAUAACAAGACAGUCAGACGAAUCCGUGUGCGUGGUGGUAAUGUAAAGUGGAGGGCACUGAGAUUGGAUACAGGAAAUUACUCAUGGGGUAGUGAGGCAGUCACACGUAAAACUCGUAUCCUUGAUGUGGUUUACAAUGCCUCAAACAAUGAACUUGUUCGUACACAAACACUGGUCAAGAGUGCAAUUAUUCAAGUUGAUGCUGCACCAUUUAAACAAUGGUACCUCCAGCAUUAUGGUGCUGACAUUGGUAGGAAGAAGAAGGGGCCCGCUAAGAAGGAUACUACUGAGGAAGGAGAAGCUGCUGCUGCCGAGGAAACUAAGAAGAGUAACCAUGUUCAGAGGAAAAUUGAGAAUCGCCAAAAGGACCGUACACUUGAUCCUCACCUUGAAGAGCAAUUUGGUGGUGGUAGGCUUUUGGCCUGCAUCUCUUCACGCCCUGGUCAAUGUGGCAGAUGUGAUGGGUACAUUUUGGAGGGAAAAGAGCUUGAGUUCUACAUGAAGAAACUACAGAAGAAGAAAGGCAAAAGUGGAGCUGGUGCUGCUGCUUAACUGGUGCAAUCAGACUAGUUUCAUAUGGUUCUCUAUUGUUGUAAUUCCAAUUUCGGGGACAUGUGAUUUUGUAUUCAGUACCUUUUAUUCUCUCUUGUACUCUUGCCAAAUUUUAGUAUGAUCUCCUUGACUACUACUCUUUAGCAUUAUCAGUUUUUCCAUGGUCAGUCCCACUUUCUCUUGAAGUUUUUGUGAAUUAAGUGGGAAUGAUAUUCAUGGUCAGUUUUGUCUGAUGGAGUGGUUUCCUGCA